Messenger RNA from Carya illinoinensis, 4140 nucleotides. RefSeq names its product protein FRIGIDA-ESSENTIAL 1. Gene Ontology annotation, molecular function: metal ion binding. The transcript is spliced from 6 exons. The coding region runs from base 1797 to 3941 and encodes 714 amino acids. NCBI's taxonomy places the organism in Eukaryota, Viridiplantae, Streptophyta, Magnoliopsida, Fagales, Juglandaceae. The record is from RefSeq and is a predicted model, not a curated record.
GUGGAAGAACAAGAGGCGGAAGAAUACGGAAAUGGGAACGUUGAAAAAGAAGAAGACGUAGUAGAGGAGGUGGAGGUGGAUAGGGAGGACGAGUUGGAUUUGUCAAAUUCGCCAAUUCAAGCCGAUAAGGAUCCCAACGAUCUAAGAGUGGCUGGCAAGCCGAAGAUGGGAGAAAUACGAUGCUGGAAGGCUACCAUUACGUUUACAUUGGAAUGGGUGGACACUGGACAAGUUAUUGAGAUUGGAUUAAGCGCUUUGCAAAAUUCUGGUGCAUCCUGACCCAACAUCGGUCUCGUGAAAUAUUUGGAAUUCCGCUAGACAAGCAUUUAUCUCCCUGGCGUUUCAAAAACUUGCUUCCACUAUAGAAACAUGACAAAAAUGUUUCCACUUUGGUUAACUACCUUUCCCCAUUCAUGUGCGAACUGGCUUGCAUCAUCCUCCCCAAGGUGGAAAAAAUUAAUCCUUGAAUCCAAAUCAUAUUUGCUUCUAUCUUUCAAAUAUGCAAUCAAUCCCCUCCAUCUUGUUCCUAUCAAUAGCAAAAGAUGAAUCAUCACACCUGUCAUCAAUCUUCUUUCUCCCAAACCACAGCUUGACUACAUCCCAUUUAGAAUUUUUUGCACCAACUUGAGAUAAAGUAAUCUUCAUCAUAUGCCUUUUAUUCAUUCUCUAAAAUUCACUCCUCAUAAUAUUUUUACAAGAAGGAUUGAUUAUUUCUUGACUAUAGAGAAUCACAUUGUCAUCAACCAUACUGACGCCUAUAAAAAGAUGCUGGUUAGAAAACUUGACAAAAAACUUUCAACCCCAUUAAAACCCACAAUUAAUUAUCUUACUAUCCUGUUGAGGAUUUGCAUCAAACCCAUGGUGUGUACUAUUCUCUCCAAGAAUUUUUACCAUAUUAAGUUAUUUACCAAAACACUUAUCUCCUCUACUAGAUCCUCCUCUACAUGUAGAUGUAGUAGGUCGAUGAGAAGUCUCAAUCUAUUGUAGAGUCUAUCUCCCCAAGGUUAUCCUCCUCCCCACGUGAGAUGGAUCUGGUAGAUGUUUUUGAGGUUGAUUAUCAACGGCCAAGAAAACUUAUAGUAUGGUAAGCACAUCUAGCCUCACCUUCAGUGCAUCAAGCUUCAUCUCCAUCGGUUGAACGCUCUCCUCUAAUUACUCAUCUUGUGUUGCCUUAUCAUGUUCAUAAACUUUGCCAAUCCAUGCAUUUCAUCCUCCACGUGCUUCUCUGCAUGUCGUGCUAUGAAGAGCAAAUGAUUUGAUACCAACCGAUAUGGCAUAGUGUAGUGGAAGUUGAAUUUGCAAACACAAAGAUCUUACAACUCUUCUGCAAAACUUAAAGAAUUAAUACUGGGGUCACAAGAAUAUGAAGAAAAAUCUCUCAAAAGAAUUUAUUAGUAAAAAUGUGAAAAAAUGACAUAACUCCUUGGCCAAAAUCAACCUUAAAUAUUUUGUAAGAGUUCAAAUAGACAUAAAAUCCUAUUAAUCUAAAGUUAUGAAAAAUAAACCACAAUCGCUCAAGCAAGAUCUUACAUGCUUCUAGUGACUUUAGUUUGACAACCUUUGCCAUCCAUGUGCAAACUGGUCUAAGAAUUAAUUGCCAUCCUUUGCUUAAGAUUUUGGAGGGUUAUGGUUAGAUCAUUGGUGGAUUCAUUGGCUUUUCAAAUUGAUCGAUUCAAUGGGCACCAAAGCAGCUCGCUGUGGCAUGUUAUACUUGUGUCCAUUAUAUUUUGCAUUUGGAAGGAGAGGUCUUCUAGUGGAAUGGAGCUUUCAGUGGUCAAUUUGAAGUCUUUUAUUGGAUGAGUGCAAUUAGAGAUGUUAGUCAAGAUGUGAAGUUUGAGGGGCAUGGCGAGAUACUAAAACCAGGUUCUCCCGCUCUAGAAAAAUAUGGAGUGAAGAUAUCAUCUGACACCCUUACAGUUGAAGAAAGUCGUGGUAAUUUCCAUUUUUCUCGUCCUUCAAAUGAGCCAUCAACAACACAAAAAGAGGAAUCAGGCUUAAGCUAUGAGAAAUCAAAGUAUAUAAAAUCAAGGAAAGUUCUGGUUCCAAAAGAGAGAGCGUCUAAAUAUCAAAGUGCUGCACAUCAUGAAAGCAACGGAUAUUUGUGCAAUAAGGACAGUAUCGAUGCUAAAACCAACUUUCUUUCUAGCAUCACUGGAAAUGUGAUGGUUGAUGCCAUCUUGAUGAAAGAACACUUAGGUGAGGAGGCCAAUGGUGUCAUGAAUACCAAUGAAGAAAGAAAGCAAUUGGACUUGCAAUCAGGACAUGGCAAAAAGAGAUUGGAAUCAAGGUUUUCCAGAUUGGCCUCUCCUGAUACAAGGAUUAGAAGUCUGUCCCCUGAUGCUGAGAUUAAAGAUGGAAACAAACGCCCAGCGGUUAUUUGUGACUUUUUUGCACAAGGGUGGUGUGUCAGAGGUAGUUCAUGUAGGUUUCUUCAUAUAAAAGAUGCUUUGCAUAAUACUGCUCAAAAGCCCGAGGCAGAUGCAUCUACUUUGAAUUGGAAAAAAGUUCAGGUUGAUGAAGGUUUGAGAGACAUUGCAGAGAGAUCGAGGUCCCCUGGUUUUCCUGAGCCACAGGCAUCUUCAGUUGGAAAGUGUCUGGAAUUUUCUUCACAGUUGUCUUCAGAAAGAUCAAGGUCCCCCGUCUUUGUCUCGUAUAAGGAUGUAGGUAGAGAUGGUGAGAGGCAUAACUGGCCUGCUGAUAAUUAUGGUGACCAUGCUUCAUCUAACAGUAGAGUCAGUUCUAUAGUAACGAACGGCUCACUUCCUGACUAUAGGUUUUCUUCAAGUGGCUCUGUUCUGUUGUCUAGCAAUUACCGCAGUGGGGUCUUCCCUUCUCAUUCAAGCAGUAUGGCUGAAAUGGGUAGUAUUUGGAGCCAACAUAUACACAGUGACUUGAAUUCACCACAUAAGAUCCAUUCUCUGAAUUUGAGCUCAAAUAGUUCUUUUCUGAGUACUAGCAUGUUGCUAUCUCACCGUAUCUCUUCCUGGAGAGCAUCUUCAUCACCAUUUAGUCAUUCCUCUUCCUUGCUUCGUAGUUCUUCUCCCUUCUAUGAUUCUAAAUCAGAAAAUCUACCUAUAACCAAUGUACGGCUGAAAUCUACUGAACAUAAAACAAAGUUUUCUUCAAAUGAUUGGGAGCCUUCAGUACCUUUCCAGCCAUCCUUUUUUAUUCCUCCUAUUGGUACACCAUCUCAAGGACGCCAAUAUGAUCCUCUUCUUGAUAGUAUUGAGUUACCCAGGAUAGGAGAUCAAUCCUUUGGAGUCUCUGUUUGUGGUCAUGGGGUGUCCAUCAUGGAUGCAUCACGUUUGAGGAAAUAUGAUGAUUCUGUAUUAACUGGUAUGCUGGGCCCGGAAUGCAACGAUGAGACAACUUCAGUAUCUUCUCAUAAUAAAUUUCAUGAGAAUGUGUUGGAAAAAGACUCUCGUGAAAGAGUUUCUCUUACAACUGAAGCAGAGACAGUAGGAACUUCUGCUGUUGACUGCCAAAAUGGGACAAUGCCUAAAGAAGAGAAUCCCUUGGGCCCCUCCCGUGUCAAAGAUAUGACAAAAAUGAGUAACGAGGAUCAUGGUUCUAGUCAUCAAAAUGAUGUGUCAAUGCAUCAAGAGGACUUAAAAGUAAGUAGGGCCAGACCAGACAACGAAAUGGAUGUCAGGAAUAAGAUUGAUGGAAAUACGCACAGAGAAUCAAGAGCAGGGAGACAUUUCCGUGCUGCUCUUAUAGAUUUAGUGAAAGAGUUGUUGAAACCAAAUUGGCGUGAUGGCCAUCUCAACAAGGAUGCACAUAACAUGAUAGUUAAAAAAGUCGUUGACAAGGUUCUUAGAGCCUUACAGUCCCAUCAAGUUCCAACCACCUUGGAAUCAGUGAAGCAAUAUCUCUCUUCAUCCCGUCCAAAAAUUGCAAAACUUGUUGAGGGAUAUGUUGACAAAUAUGGCAAAUCUUAAGACGCUAGGCUAUGUGCUUUUUGUUUGUAAACUUUCAUGUGCAUGCAAAGAAUCGAGGGUCAUCAUCGGUUUAUCUGAGGCUAUGUUUUCUGUGAUUCAAACUUAAGACAACAUAUGAUACGUGAUGGUUUUUUCCUUUGAGUGUUGCUUCAUUAAGUAUAUUUAUUUCCUGUUUCAAUCCAUUUUGAAUUAAAUUGUA